Molecule: messenger RNA, 753 nt
Organism: Penicillium olsonii
Lineage: Eukaryota; Fungi; Ascomycota; Eurotiomycetes; Eurotiales; Aspergillaceae
Source: the annotation of a GenBank genome assembly
AUGACUUUCCGCACCACAGCCGAAGAAAUGGAGAGACUUCAACUAUCAGACGACGACUCCGAGGUUUGGGACUCCCCGUCGAAGCGGGGCACACACAAGAAGUUCACGCCGAAAGCUUCCGACGAGAAGGUUACACCUGAACCUCGCGCCUCCCAUGAUACAGCCCACGAAGGCGAUGAUCCCCUUUACGAUCGCCAAGAGGCACGCGAAGCUGCGCUACGCGCCGAGCUACAAGGAGUGCGAAACAUCAACCAGGUCAUUGAGGGACUUUUAAGCAGCUUGGAUUCUGCAAAGGGAAACAUGGAGACGGUCUCUCAAACAGUGACAUCAGCCUCAACUCUUCUCAAUACGUGGACCCGCAUUCUCUCUCAAACCGAGCAUAACCAACGACUGAUCCUCAAUCCCAACUGGCACGGCGCUACCCAAGAUGUAGCUGAUAUCGAACACGAAGAAAUUAGACGACAGCAGGCAGCGGAACGGCGUGAACUGGCACUUCAACAACAAAGAGAAGCCGCCGCGCGGAAGGCCGAAGAAAUUGAAGCACGACGGGCGCAGGUCACCCGGGGUACGCGGGGCACCGCUCGAGGGACCCGAGGAACCACCACUAGAGGCACAGUCCGGAGUACUGGUCUUGGACGCACUCCCAGCGUCAGCACUACACGGACAGCGACACGCGGAUCUACCACUACUCAACGACCAGCCAGUGGAAUUGCACGCGGGAGCGGGAUCUCUCGUGGGCGGGGCAAGGUUUAA